AGACAAAGUUGCAACUUUCUUCUUUGCUACGAAAGAAACGAACGUUGAUAUUUAAAUUUGUUUAUAUUUUCUGUGUUUAUAAAAGAUUUCAACUUGAGUUUUAAAGAUUUUUCUCAUUUUUGUCGGUAAAAUUGCUGAAAAAGAAAGACUUUUUUGAAACAUAUUACUUGGCAUGUAUGGAUAAUGGAUCCUGAAUAUGAAAAACGCUUACUGCUUGGUCCUUUUAGCUUAAGUCCAAGAUCUUCUACUUCUUCACCUAUCAAUUCACCUCAUAAAUCACCUAAGAAAAACAUUUACAGUGACAGGUUUAUUCCCAGUAGAGCUGGUUACAACCUGGAUGUAGGAUUUAAUUUAUUACAGGAGAAUGUAAACAAGAAAAAAAAUAGUCCUAUUAAUAGAGAAACUAGUCCUGAUUUAAAAGAAAGCAUAGCCUAUAAUUGCCUUUUGAAGAACGAACUUUUGGGAACGGAGUUUGACAAUUUGAAGGAUGUACAAGCGUCGCCUGUGACCAAUGAAAACCAAAAUACGCCAAAAUCAAGUUGUGCAAGAAAUCUUUUUCAGUAUAAAGCCAAGCGAAUAAAGCGGUCUGAAUUCGAUAGCAAAUCUUAUUCACUAUCACCUGUGAGCAAAAAUAGUCACAAUCUUCUUCGUUCACCGAGAAAGGCAACUCGCAAAAUAUCCAAAGUUCCUUUUAAAGUUUUAGAUGCUCCUGAAUUGCAGGAUGAUUUUUACCUAAAUUUAGUCGACUGGUCACAACAAAAUAUCCUCAGUGUUGGACUAGGUACUUGUGUAUAUCUUUGGAGUGCAUGUACCAGUCAGGUUACCAAGCUUUGCGACUUGUCAAAUGAUGGUGACUCAGUUACAUCAGUUUCUUGGGCAGAAAGGUCUUGUCAUGUUGCUGUCGGAACACAUCGAGGUCUCGUUCAAAUUUGGGACGCAGCAGCGCAAAAACUUCGAACUCUCGAAGGUCACACGGCCCGAGUUGGUGCGAUUGCAUGGAAUGGAGAAUUUUUGUGCUCUGGAAGUCGAGAUAGAUCAAUUUUACAGCGUGAUUUAAGAGUACCUUUACCCAGCGAAAGAAAACUUGUUGGACACAGACAAGAGGUUUGUGGUUUAAAAUGGUCACCCGAUCAUCAACAUUUGGCAUCAGGAGGAAAUGACAAUAAAUUACUUGUGUGGAAUACUAGUAAUUCUACUCCCAUACAACAGUACAACGAACAUACUGCUGCAGUCAAGGCAAUUUCCUGGUCGCCACACCAGCAUGGUUUGCUAGCGUCUGGUGGUGGAACUGCAGAUAGAUGUAUACGAUUUUGGAACACUUUAGCAGCUCAGCCUCUCCAAUCUGUUGAUACAGGUUCUCAGGUUUGCAAUUUAGCGUGGUCCAAGCAUAGCAACGAACUGGUCAGUACUCACGGUUAUUCUCAGAAUCAAAUUCUCGUGUGGAAGUAUCCUUCGUUAAUGCAAGUCGCCAAGUUGACAGGACAUUCUUACAGAGUUCUUUACUUGGCUGUUUCUCCCGAUGGCGAAGCUAUUGUAACGGGUGCAGGGGAUGAAACAUUACGUUUCUGGAAUGUGUUUAGCAAGGCUAGAUCUCAAAAGGAAUGCAAGUCUGAGUUGAAUUUGUUCUCCAAGAUCCGUUAGUAUGUGUACAUAGGGAAUGACCUUUGUGUAAAAAUCUAGAAUGAUUUACUAACUGAUUGUGUGUAAAUAGAAAAUUGUCAUUGUGUAUUCAUGAGAAGUAAGGAUUACCGUUAGCCAUACUACUAACUAUACAAAUAGAUUGGAUAGAAAGGACUAAAGGAUACGUGUAGAACACACGAAAUUAAAUGUGUGGCUAGUUUAGUUUUUGUUUAAAAGAAACAUUUGAGUUAAUUUAAUUAUAAAGUACAGUAGACAUAUGCACGUGAUGAAGAAAUGCAUAUAUUUUAUUGUGGUGAAAUAAAUAUACAUAUAUGUAAUACAUGAA
Xenia sp. Carnegie-2017 is the source of this 1966-nucleotide messenger RNA. Its product is annotated as fizzy-related protein homolog. The transcript is spliced from 22 exons. Lineage: Eukaryota; Metazoa; Cnidaria; Anthozoa; Malacalcyonacea; Xeniidae. The record is from RefSeq and is a predicted model, not a curated record. Gene Ontology annotation, biological process: positive regulation of anaphase-promoting complex-dependent catabolic process; anaphase-promoting complex-dependent catabolic process; positive regulation of ubiquitin protein ligase activity. Gene Ontology annotation, cellular component: anaphase-promoting complex. Gene Ontology annotation, molecular function: anaphase-promoting complex binding; protein binding; ubiquitin ligase activator activity. The coding region runs from base 184 to 1641 and encodes 485 amino acids.